Molecule: messenger RNA, 2592 nt
Organism: Colletotrichum higginsianum IMI 349063
Lineage: Eukaryota; Fungi; Ascomycota; Sordariomycetes; Glomerellales; Glomerellaceae
Product: Coatomer WD associated region
Exons: 5
Coding region: 1-2592 (863 amino acids)
Biological process (GO): retrograde vesicle-mediated transport, Golgi to endoplasmic reticulum; intra-Golgi vesicle-mediated transport; intracellular protein transport
Cellular component (GO): COPI vesicle coat
Molecular function (GO): structural molecule activity; protein binding
Source: RefSeq, a predicted model, not a curated record
AUGAAGGUCGACGUCAAGCGACAAUUGUUCGCCCGCAGCGAGCGGGUAAAGGGCAUCGACUUCCACCCUCAAGAGCCAUGGAUCCUCACCACAUUGUACAGCGGCCACGUCUACAUCUGGUCGUAUGAGACGCAGCAGAUCGUCAAGACGUUCGAGCUCACCGAUGUGCCCGUCCGAGCCGGUCGAUUCGUUGCGAGAAAGAACUGGAUCGUCUGCGGCUCCGACGACUUCCAGAUCCGCGUGUACAACUACAACACCUCGGAGAAGAUCACCUCGUUCGAGGCUCACCCCGACUACAUCCGCGCCAUUGCCAUCCACCCGACACAACCCUUCGUGCUGACCGCCUCCGAUGACAUGACGAUCAAGCUGUGGGACUGGGAGAAGGGAUGGAAGUGCGUCCAGGUCUUCGAGGGUCACGGACACUACGUGAUGGGUCUCGCCAUCAACCCCAAGGACACCAACACCUUCGCCUCGGCCUCCCUCGACCGCACCGUCAAGAUCUGGAGCCUCGGCUCCGCGACGCCCAACUUCACCCUCGAGGCCCACGAGGCUAAGGGUGUCAACCACGUCGACUACUACCCCCAUUCCGACAAGCCCUACCUCCUGACGACGUCCGACGACCGCACCGUCAAGGUCUGGGACUACACCACCAAGUCUCUCAUCGCCACCCUCGAAGGCCACACGAAUAACGUCUCGUUCGCGUGCUAUCACCCCGAGCUGCCAGUUAUCAUUUCCGGUUCCGAAGACGGCACCAUUAGGCUAUGGCACGCCAACACGUACCGGUUCGAGCAGUCUUUGAACUACGGCCUGGAGCGCGCGUGGUGCGUCUCGUACCAGAAGGGCAAGCAAGGUGUGGCUGUCGGGUUCGACGAUGGUGCCGUCGUCGUGAAGCUGGGCCGCGAAGAGCCCGCCGUGUCCAUGGACGCGUCAGGAAAGCUCGUCUGGGCCCGCCACAACGAGGUUGUUUCUGCCAUUAUCAAGGGCGGAGAUGAUACCAUCAAAGACAACGAGCCCAUCUCCCUGCCCGUCAAGGAGCUUGGCACCUGCGAGGUGUACCCGUCGACCCUGGUCCACAACCCGAACGGCCGCUUCGUCGCGGUCUGCGGAGACGGCGAGUACAUCAUCUACACGGCCCUGGCGUGGCGCAACAAGGCCUUCGGCUCCGCGCUGGACUUUGUGUGGGCGUCCAAGGAGAACACGAACGACUUUGCCAUUCGGGAGUCGGCAACCAGCGUCAAGGUGUACAAGAACUUCGUCGAGAAGCCGGGCGGUCUUGAUGUCGGUUUCCAGGCCGAGGGCUUGACUGGUGGCGUUCUUCUUGGGGUGAAGGGCCAGGGCGGCAUCUCCUUCUUUGACUGGCAGACGGGCGGCCUUGUCAGGCGCAUCGAGGUCGAGCCUAGAGAGGUGUACUGGUCCGACAGCGGCGAAUUGGUGGCCCUCGCUUGCGAAGACACCUUCUAUGUCCUGCGCUUCUCGCGUGAUGCCUACGUCGAGGGCGUUCAGAGUGGCCAGAUUGACGAGGAUGGUGUUGAGUCGGCUUUCGAGGUCAUCACCGACAUCAACGAGAGCGUGCGAACGGGAGAGUGGGUUGGCGACUGCUUCCUCUACACCAACAGCACCAACCGCCUGAACUACCUCGUCGGCGACCAGACGUACACCGUGUCCCAUUUCGACCAGUCCAUGUACAUCUUGGGCUACAUCCAGCGCGACUCAAGGAUCUACCUGGCCGACAAAGAUGUUGGUGUCACUUCGUUCGCGCUCUCGCUGCCCGUUCUCGAGUACCAAACCCUGGUCCUUCGCGACGAGAUGGAAACUGCGCAAGAGCUUCUGCCCACCAUCCCUGCAGACCAGCUUAACAAGAUCGCGCGCUUCUUGGAGGGCCAAGGCCACAAGGAGCUGGCGCUGGAGGUCGCCACGGAUCCCGAGCACAAGUUCGAUUUGGCCCUCGGCCUGGGCCAGCUGGACACCGCCCUCGACCUCGCCAGGGAAGCAGACGUCGAGCACAAGUGGAAGACUGUGGGAGACGCUGCCCUUGCCGGAUGGCAGGUGACUGUGGCACAAGAGUGCUUCACGCACGCAAAGGACUUGGGCUCGCUGCUCCUCCUCUACUCCUCCACGUCGGACCGCAGCGGUCUUUCAAAACUGGCCGAGCAAGCGCAGGAGGCUGGCGCCCACAAUGUUGCCUUCAGCUGCAAGUGGCUGCUGGGCGACGUCGCCGGCUGCGUUGAGAUCCUUACCAAGACUGGCCGGUUAGCCGAGGCCGUCCUGUUCUCGCAAACAUACAAGCCCAGUGUGACGGCGGAUGUCGUCAAGGAAUGGAAGGAGAGCCUUGAGAAGAGCAAGAAGGGUCGCGUCUCCAAGAUGAUUGGUGUACCGGUGGAGGACGAAGAGCUGUUCCCCGAGUGGGACGAGUGGCUCCAGCUCGAGAAGCAGGGCGGCGCAGCGCCUGAGGUCGCCGAGAUCAAGGAGGUCAACGGAGCAGAAUCCCCCGAGGCUGCCGAGGAAGCGGAAGAGGCUGACGAGGCCGAGGAGGACGACGUGGAGGAGGAGUCUGACGACAAGGAGGUCGAGACGGAAGAAGACGAGAAGUAG